GCUCAUCAUCCUCUUCUGGCAGACAACGCCCCCAAAUCGUUCAGUGUCGAGCGGAGGCUCUGUCGCGAUCGGCCCGCAUUCAAGGCCACACUUCUACACGCAUACACGUCUAGGCAACUACACCUCACCGUCUCCAACGGAAUUUGGUGACUGUCUUGGCUCUGACAGCAGAUCUCAAAGACAUCAUCUCGGCGGCGGUGCACUACCUGAUCCCCUUUCGACCGCUAGUCCACGAUAGCAAGUCGAUUGUUGCCACCUGUCAAGCUCCCUCUGCUACCGCCUGAUCUACAGCUCGCCGAAGCCUCUCCUUCGGGAGUUGUGCUGGAGAUUUCACAAGGACUCAACCUCCUCUCGUACAACGACCCCACGCCAGAAUGGGUAAGAAGCACGAGAAGAAGACGGCCAAGGGUCGUCUGGACAAGUUCUAUUGGCUUGCCAAGGAGCAAGGUUUCCGAUCUCGAGCUGCGUUCAAGCUGGUACAGUUGAACAAGAAGUUCAACUUUUUGGAGGGAGCCCGAUGCUGCAUCGAUCUCUGUGCUGCACCUGGUGGUUGGCUGCAAGUGGCGAGCAAGUAUAUGCCACCCAGCAGCUUGAUCGUCGGUGUGGACUUGGUACCGAUCAAGCCAAUUCCUAGAUGCGUCACUUUUGCCGAGGAUAUCAACAGCUUCAGAUGCCGUGAUCAGCUGCGGAAUGAGCUGAAGGACUGGAAAGCUGACAUCGUUUUGCAUGAUGGUGCUCCAAAUGUUGGUACAGCUUGGGUGCAAGAUGCAUAUCAGCAAGCCGAGCUCGUGCUUGCCUCAUUGCGUCUUGCAGUCGAAUUCCUCGCUCCUGGUGGAUCCUUCGUGACCAAGGUCUUCCGAUCCAAAGAUUACAACAAUCUUCUCUGGGUCUUCAAUCAGCUGUUUGGCUCAGUGGAAGCAACCAAGCCGCCCUCUAGUCGAAACGUAUCCGCUGAGAUCUUCGUGGUAUGCACGGAGUACAAGGCUCCCAAGAGGGUUGAUCCCCGUUUCUUGGAUCCGAAGCAUGUCUUCAAAGAUCUGGAUCCAGCCGCUUUGAGGGAUGUCGACGCUGUCGCAGCUGCUCAAGACGGACAAGCCGAAGGUUCCACACCCGUCCUGCCCCUCAAGGGGGAAAAGGGUGCCAGCGCGCAAAUCAACGUGCUUCAGCCCGAGAAACAGAGGAGGAAGAGGGAAGGAUAUGACGACGGCGUACAUAUUCUGUACUCCGCUCUCCCGGCCCGCAAGUGGGUGGAAGGACCUCACGCAAUCGAUGGGCUUGGCGCAAACAAUGAGAUCACCUUUAAGGACGCCGCAGAUAAGGAACUUUUGGCACACGAAAAGACUACCGAGGACAUCAAAGCAUGCUGUGCAGAUCUCAAGGUGCUGGGCAAAGGUGAUUUUAGGAAUCUGCUCAGGUGGCGCAUCGCCAUGCGUGAGCAUUUGGGUCUAGAAGCACCCGUCAAGAAACCCGGAGAGAGCACAGUCGAGGUGGUUGAAGAGGAGUCGAAGGAGCCUGUGGACUCAGACCAAGAGAUCGGGGAAGAGUUGGAGAGGCUCAAUGAAGAGCGCAACAAAGCUUUGAGGAAGGAGAGAAGGAAGCGGAAUGAAGCUAGAGCGAGAAAAGUCCUCAAGAUGCAGCUUCACAUGAACACUCCUAUGGACAUUGGUCAGGAGAUCACUGAUGAGACCUUGCAAGGAGGCACGGAGGAUGUCUUUGACCUGACUCAUAGAAGGCAAUCCUCCGCUUCUGACGACAGCUCUGAAGGGGAAUCCCAGUCGGAAGAGGAUGACAAAUCCGAAAAUGAGCUGGAAAGACUGGACAGGCUGCAGGGAGGACUCGAUGCCGCGUAUGUUGCGUACAAGGAGAGGGUGGCGGAACGGGACGCGAAGUGGAGAGCACGCGAAGCGCGGAAAGCCAAUCAAAAUAGAGAGGAGUGGAAUGGGUUCAGCGAGCCUGCGCAGGAAGGGCAAGCCGAUGACAGCGAAGAAGAGAGCGAGGGCGGCUAUGACUUGGUCACGAGGCGCAAAAUGAAGGAAGAGACUUACAACACCGACGAUGAGGAGUCUGAUCUUGAAGAUUUGGAGCACCGCAAGGCAGUGCUUGCAGCCUCGAAUGGAAGUCGAGAGCCCAACAGUGCUUUGAAAAGGAAAGCCAAGGCGCAGGAGCAAGACUCGGAUGACGAGGAAAUUGAGACUGGCAAUCUGGUUACGACCUUGGAAAAAGGGACGGACCGACAGGCAAGGCAAAGCAGACAGGCCGCCAUAUGGUUCGACAAUCCUCUGUUCAAAGGAGUGAAUGGUCUGGACUUUGGAGCCGGCGAUCACGAUUAUGACGAGGAUGAGGAGGAGGAGGGCAGCCCGCAAGAAGGAGAUGAUAGUAGCGAAGAAGAAGAAGACGACGAGGGUGGUAAUGGAGAUGAAGAUGAAGAGAUGGAUUCUGAUGUUGAAGUAGUGCCUCGCAACGUGGCCGACGAAGACAUGGACGACUUUGAAGGAGAAUGGCGUUAUGGCGAUGAGGAUCAAGAUGAAGUGAAGCGAAAGCUGAUUGAGCGGAAAGGCCUGACCACCGCCGAGGCCAUGACGCUUGCUCAGCAGUUGGUGAAUCGUGAAAAGACCAAGUCGGAUUUGAUAGACAUGGGCUUCUCCAAACAUAACUUUGCCGAGAAGACUGCAGAUCUGCCAGCGUGGUUCUUGGAGGAUGAAGGAAAGCACUACAAGGCCAACGUGCCAAUCACCAAGGAAGCCAUGGCCGCUCUGCGGGCUCGUCAACGAGCGCUAGAUGCUCGACCAAUCAAGAAGAUUGCGGAAGCGAAAGCGCGCAAAAAAUUCAAGGCUGCCCAAAGGCUGGAGAAGGCGAGGAAGAAGGCCGACAACUUGAACGAUACCGUCGACGUUUCCGAAAGAGAGAAGGCCAAGGACAUUGAAAAGGUACUCAGCAAGGCUAAUAAACCCACAAAGAAAAGACAGAUCACCACCGUCGUUGCCAGAGGUCCGAAUCGGGGUCUCAAAGGCCGACCCAAAGGCGUCAAGGGCCGCUACAGAUUGGUCGAUAGGAGGCAAAAGAAAGAAAUGCGAGCGCAGAAACGCCGAGACAAGAAAGCUGGCAAGAAGACGGUCAGCUCCACUUCGCAGAAGAAACGCGUGCCCAACGGUUAUGGGGGGCGUUGAUGCGACUGGCGAUCAGACCACUUCCUUCAGCAUCUUCAUACGCUUUGCAUACUUGUCUGGUCACGCAUCCAUGAUUUACUUGUUACCCAUGCUGUCGACACAAUUCGAGGAGUCAAC
Messenger RNA from Ceraceosorus guamensis, 3284 nucleotides. Its product is annotated as FtsJ-domain-containing protein. Gene Ontology annotation, molecular function: rRNA (guanine) methyltransferase activity; rRNA (uridine-2'-O-ribose)-methyltransferase activity. Gene Ontology annotation, cellular component: nucleus; preribosome, large subunit precursor; nucleolus. Lineage: Eukaryota; Fungi; Basidiomycota; Exobasidiomycetes; Ceraceosorales; Ceraceosoraceae. The record is from RefSeq and is a predicted model, not a curated record. Gene Ontology annotation, biological process: rRNA methylation; maturation of LSU-rRNA from tricistronic rRNA transcript (SSU-rRNA, 5.8S rRNA, LSU-rRNA); maturation of 5.8S rRNA from tricistronic rRNA transcript (SSU-rRNA, 5.8S rRNA, LSU-rRNA). Bases 375 to 3167 code for a protein of 930 amino acids. The transcript has 6 exons.